Molecule: messenger RNA, 2017 nt
Organism: Exophiala mesophila
Lineage: Eukaryota; Fungi; Ascomycota; Eurotiomycetes; Chaetothyriales; Herpotrichiellaceae
Exons: 3
Coding region: 90-1643 (517 amino acids)
Cellular component (GO): nucleolus; chromatin
Molecular function (GO): macrolide binding; peptidyl-prolyl cis-trans isomerase activity
Source: RefSeq, a predicted model, not a curated record
ACUCAAUUCUCUGCUACAACUCUGUCUUUGGACAAUCCUACUGUUCAUACCACUGCAAUCAAACCUCUUUUUCCCCUCCAUAUCUCAAAAUGUCGGGCCUCUUGCCUGUGGCGGUGUAUGCCGCAAAAGUCCCACCGGGCGACAUCAUGAUUCCAGCAGUCCCCGACUUUGCUGCUACUUUCCGUCUUACAAUGGCAGCCAUUGACCCCACCGCUGAACCAGAAUUCGAAGACGCCGACGACAAGGGACCCGCCCGCGCAACUCUCAAAGUCAUUCGAGUGCCUGACCACCUGUUCAAUGACGACUCUGAUUCCGACGACGAAGACUACUUGGACGGUCUUGAAGACGAUUCGGAAGACGACGAGGAUGACGAGGAUGACGAAGAGGUCAACGGCGGCCCAAGCGAGCGAAAAUCAAAAAAGCAGGCUCUCCUCGAGGCAUUGGCCGCUGAUGUAGAAGAGGAUGAAAAGAUGGGCGAUGAUGAUGACGAAGAUGAGGAUGAGGACGAUGAGGAUGACGACGCAGAAGAAGAUGAUGGCAAGGCAGUCGAGAUCCUGAAGAAACUUCUAAAAGAUUCCAAGGGCAAGGGCAAGGCUCUCGAUGGCGAGUCGGACUCAGACGAAGAGGACGAAGACGAUGAAGCCCUUGAAAUGGAUGAGAUUGUCAUCUGUACUCUCGAUCCUGAAAAGCACCACCAACAAACUCUCGAUUUCGUCGUCGGUGAAGGAGAAAAAGUCUUCUUCAAGGUUUCAGGCACCCACACUGUCCAUCUCACCGGCAACUACGUCAUUCCCACCGAUGAUGGCCCCGAAACUUCCCUGUACGACGAAGACUAUGACUCUGACGAAGACUACGACCUCUCCCCAGACGAGGAUGAAUUGGCUGAGCUUGAGGGUCUCUCGGACGACGAAUCUGACGAACUCGACGACAUGGAUGACCCACGCAUCCUUGAAGUUGACUCGGAUGAAGAGGAAGCCCCCAAGCUGGUCAAGGGAAAGAACAAGCGCCCUGCUGCCGACAGUGAUGAUGAGGAGGCCACCCUUGACGACAUCAUUGCUAAGUCGCAGUCCAAAGCUGAUGCCGCUGACGGAGAGUCCAAGAAGCUGAGCAAGGCCGAGAAGAAGAAGCUGAAGAAGUUGAAGAAGAAUGACGGAGAAGCGGCCGCUGUCGAACCCUCGACAGAUGCCGCCGCCUCCAAGAAAGAGGCCAACGGUACAGAGAAGAAGGUCCAGUUCGCCAAGAACCUCGAGCAAGGACCAACUCCUUCUGCCGCUCCCACCACCAAAGCCGAGAAAGCGAAAUCGACACCGUCCAUCACUGAAGUCCAAGGCGUGACUAUCGACAAUCGCAAGACUGGAACCGGGCCCGCUGCCAAGAAGGGCAACCGCGUCGAGAUGCGCUACAUUGGCAAACUCGACAACGGCAAGGUAUUUGACAGCAACAAGUCUGGCAAGCCCUUCAGCUUCAAGCUUGGCGCCGGUGAGGUCAUUAAAGGCUGGGACAUUGGUGUCGCUGGCAUCCAAGUCGGCGGUGAGCGACGGCUGACCAUCCCUGCAAACCUCGCGUACGGAAACAAGGCUGUGGGAGAUAUCCCCAAGGGAAGUCGCCUGACAUUCGACAUCAAAUGCUUGGGCAUCAAAUAAGGCACAGGCAUCCGUUAUGGAGGAUGUGUAAAAUGGGACAGUCGCACAUUGAUGGUCGUCCUCUCUGGCCUCACCUCCACAUUUCGUCGGUAUCCUGAAUUGGAUACUUAUUUCAUCUGUCCUCGCCUACCUCAGUCCUCAUGGCAUGAUCAAAUGCCGGCGUUGAGUGUCGAUCCAUAUUAAAGGCCUCGGGUACCCUCAUCCAGGGCAUGCGAUUCCCCUGUAUUUACCUACUUAGCAGCGCUGUUCCGUGCAUCAGCUUUCUCAGCCGUGCUUCAAAGGGCGUGGACAACAUGAGAGCAGCAGUAACAGCCGCAUUCUGCACAGCGUGUGUAUCAUUGACGAAAAUAGUUUGACAGAAAGCAGAAUAGAAC